Labrus mixtus (cuckoo wrasse) is the source of this 7548-nucleotide messenger RNA. It is a transcript of the gene tbkbp1, whose product is annotated as TBK1 binding protein 1. Lineage: Eukaryota; Metazoa; Chordata; Actinopteri; Labriformes; Labridae. Gene Ontology annotation, biological process: canonical NF-kappaB signal transduction. The transcript is spliced from 10 exons. Gene Ontology annotation, cellular component: cytoplasm. Bases 521 to 2440 code for a protein of 639 amino acids. The record is from RefSeq and is a predicted model, not a curated record.
UUUUUUUCUGCAGGUUGCUCAGAGACUCGUUGGCUCCAACAUGCAGGGUGACUCAAGCAGCAGACUGAGAUGUUCUCGUUAAAAGAAGAGACUGACGUUCCUAUUCCCGCGACAUCAUCAUCAUCAUCAUCAUCAUCAUCCCACACGAGUGUUGCUCCACGGUGUGCGAUGUGAUGCUCAGUCCUGCACAGUGUACGGCAGCUACAGGAGGCGUGCGUGUCGCUGCCACAGGAGCGCAGGAGGAGCACAGGAGGAGCACAGGAGGAGAUCAGGAGGAGCACAGGAGGAGAUCAGGAGGAGGACUGGAGGAGCACAGGAGCCCAGGAGGAGCGCAGGAACACAGGAGGAGCGCAGGAACACAGGAGGAGGACAGUAGGAGGACUGGAGCAGACGCUGUAGUAGCCUUUUUACUGGACACUUGACACACCGUGAAAGAGGACGCCUUUUUGGAGGUGCUCUGCCCCCCCCCGCCUCCCACUAUCUCGAACCAUGGCAUCAACGCGUUGAUGCUCUCUGAGUGAUGCAGUCUCUGUUCGGCGGAAGGGAGCUGGGGCUGCUGGGAGGGGGCGGCGACGCCGGCGGCCUGAAGGAGGAUGGCUGCGGCAGCGUGGCGUGGCACUCCUCCACGCUGCCCGCCGACGACGUCUACUCGGCCUCGCACUUUGCCCUCAUCACGGCCUAUCAGGACAUCAAGACGCGGCUGGCCUGCCUGGAGCGGGAGAACACCAGCAUCAAGAGGAAGCUCAAGAUCUAUGAGAUCAAGUUCCCGAUGAUCAGCGAGUUCGGGGACAACACGAACUCCUACUGCUCCUUCGAGAGCAAAGAGACGGCGCUGCUGCACUCAGAAAAUGGCAACCUGCAGCAGAGAGUCAACGUCCUGACCCAUGAGCUCCAGAAGAGGAAGGAGCGAGAGGAGCAGCUGGAGGAUGUGAUCCAGGCCUACGAGAAGAUUCACAUGGAGAAGAGCAACCUCCAGAGGGAUCUGGACAAGAUGACGAGCCUGGUGGAGAAGCACGUGGAGCGGAUCCUGGGCCUGGAGUCGGCUCUGAGGCAGAGGGACAGCUCGCUGCAGAAACUCAACAUGCAGCUGCACAGCAAAGACAUGCAGUACCUGCAGCUGCACGCGGGGCCCGACGCACACAUGUUGGAUUGUCCGGCCAUGACCCUGCAGAGCUCCCGUAGCCUGGACGCUCUCUCCGAUCUGAAGCUGCAGCGGCUGGAGGCGGAGCUGGAGGGGGCGCGGCACGAGGCCCAGGGGGCGUGUCGGCGUCAGGAGGAGCUGAAGGGGGAGUGUGAGAGGCUGAAGGAGGAGAUGAGGAUGCUGCAGAACAACCACAGGGAACGGGAAAUGACUUCUCCGUGCAAGCAGUGUGAUGUGGAGUGGAUAAAGAAGGUGGGAGACGAGCAGGUGAACUUGGCUCUGGCCUACACGGAGCUGACAGAGGAGCUGGGACGCCUCCAGGCUCUGAGCUCCAAGCAGACGGAGAUCCUGAGGAAGGCUUCACAGGAGCAGGCCAGUCCAGUCCAGCGUCACUCGCCCAUCCACCACCAGCGUCACUCUCCGGUGUCUCAGCGCCACUCGCCCAUCUCACAGCGCCACUCUCCUGUCCCACCCCAACCGCACCACUCCCCGAUUCAACCGAGACGCUCCCCGUCGCUGCAGCGCCUCUCCCCGGACAUGCACCGCCGCUCCCCCCUGCUGGACAUCAACAACGGGCCGGCCUCGUACUCCUGCCGACCGCCCAGCCAGCACCUGAGGGCCAGCUUCCAAGGCCGCCGCAGUUACUCGGAGGUCGCCGACCCCUCUGCCUACCAGUGCCCGCCCCGCUUCUCUCUGGACCCCGUCUCCACCCUGCCUAAGCCUCGCCCUUACAUCGACGGCUACUCAAAACAGCCGACGCAGCACAUGGGCUCUCCUCAUGGCGGACUGCAGCACAGAGGCUCGCCGUCCUCCCACCAAGGAGGCGGAGGAGGAGACGGGGGCCACGGGGAAAGCUCCAUGCGCCACUCCAGGGAAAUGCCAUUCCCGCUCUCUGAGGUAGCCCACCUGCAUUUUGAACCCCCUCCUCCUUCCACACCGGCCCCCCAGCCCCCACAGUCCUCAGAAGACGAGGAGGAGUGGACCUGCCCGCAUCCCAUCAGCCCACCGCGGACACUGGGCGUGCUGUCUUCUGCGGUGCCCAGUGGUGUCAUGAGAGGCCCGGCGUCCUGCUCGGCCUUCCCCAUCCCUCAGCGGUCCAACACGCUCAGCUGCCACCCGCAGCCCGGGUACUUGUCAGCGGAGCACGCUCAGUCCUGGCCUUCUAUCAAUCUCUGGAUGGAGACCGAGGAGAGCGACAUGCGGAGCUGCCCCCUCUGCCAGCUGAUAUUCCCCGUCGGUUACCCUGAUGACGCACUCAUCAAGCACAUUGACUCCCACCUGGAGAACAGCAAGAUCUGAUCGCCAUGGCAACCAGCCCGCACACAUCUGCGCUCUCCUCUUAUAGAUUAUGUAAGAGACAUGGGCAGAGCCGGACCGAUGGAAGAGAAGUCACAACUAAGAGAAUCACGGUGGCGAUGAUCCAUUUGAGGAGGGAACACGCUACAAAAAUCUGUCCGUAGGGAUGCAAAAUGUGCGCAGUUAUUUUUUGGGCAGCUCUAAAACACGAUCGUUUUUUUGUGAGGAAGGGUCCUUUAUUGAAAGCUUUGCCUGUAUAAUGACCGGCUCUGGUUGCUGCUGUUUUGUUACGAGUCUUGUUGUGUGGUUUCAGGCAGUUUCAGGUGUCGUGUUGUUUUCCGCUUCACAGUGUAAGUUUGUACACUUUGAUUUAGCAAAGUAAGCCAAAGACGAGGAGCGAGAGGCAAGCGGGACGGUUCAGGGGCUCUGCAUGUCAAAGAGUUAUUUUCAGUGUUACGGUUAAUGAUCAGGGACAACUGAGGCGUGUUUCUUUCCCCCACACUGCUUUAAACACUGUACACACAUUGGACAAUUUUUUUAUUUUCACAAAUUACAAGAUUUUGAAGAAGGAUUCUUCUCGUCAUCUGGUGGAAAGUGGCUUCUUAAAAUAAACGGAUGGAUUUACAUUUUGUUAAACAUUUUGAUACUGAAGUUUUAGAAGAUUGACAUUAGCCCUUUUCACGCGCGCACUCCUGGAAAUUUCAGGAACGUGUCGGAACGGUCUGCCCCUGAAAUCUUCCUGAGUUGCUCUUUCACAGCGGGACAUUUUCCCUGUCGGACCCGAACGAGGGGAGGGGGUUUCAGGAGGCAGGACAUGAGGAUGACAAGGAAAUGGCAACAUAGUCCAAAGCUAACAAAAGCUGUCCAAGACUGUCCGAGCUACUGUGAAUGCACAGGAUACCCACAAGACUGGAGAGGAACAUACUGUUGACCAGAAAAGAGUAUGAAGCAGUUUCCUUACAUGCACGAGGAUUGCACCGGAUGCAUCAACCCCGACAGCUAGAGAGCAGCCGGGUUGAUCUGACUGCAAGUGCGAAAGUCCAGAUGAGAUCAGGGUGUAAAAUGUUCGCCGGAUGCGUUCAAGCUCACCCCAAAGUUUUGAGGAGUUUUGUGCAGGUGUGAAAGGGGCUAGCCUGGCUGACGGCUUAUUGAUCAGGGUGUGAUGCUAAUUCACUUUCACUUCUUUGAAACAAGAAAGCAUGUUUUCAUGGUAGUUGAGAAAGAAUAAAACAUUCCAGUUUCACAUCUUAUCAUCUUUACACAAACCGACCGACAAGCUGGGGAACAUGAAUGUGAAAGUAUGUGUGGAGGAGCGUGACGGCAGUUUUACACCAGACUGAGUCAUGAUGAUGCCCUGCAGGGCGGGGCACUGAUGUUGAUACAUCUUCUUACAAGUGGAGAAAACUUUUUUUUUUGCUCCGAAUAUACCUUUUGCUUGCAGCCUGUUGAAAAAAAAAUCUAAGUAUCUUAGCACUUUACGUUAGCAUAGCCUAUAAAAUGUAUCCGUUUUCAGUCCCCAUAUAUAUUUUCCUUGAUUAUUUACUAUUUAUAUUGUCAAUCUGUAAGGCAAAAAAAUAUGGAGAUAUAUUUUUGCAAAUGUAAACACUCAACAUGUCUCAUGUUGGUUUUUCUCCCGUGUGCUUGUACACUGAUGUAUAUAAAGGAGUUAUGGAGAUAUAAAUCCCAUCACAUGGGAUUGUUUUCUGUACAAAGACUUUAGUUUCUCUCCUGGGAUUCCACUCGCUCUUCCUAAAGAUCUGACUUUUCAAACAGUUUGAUGUCACGACUGCCCAGACCACCCAACAAAAAACAGCAACAUAAGGAUACACACAACCGGCCGCAGGAGAUGAAGAUUUCUGGACUGCUCUGAGGAGGAAGCUGCAGGCUUUAAGUGUAUUUCUAUAUUGGAGAUCUGACACCAGGAACAUAAUCUCCAAUCAGCAAAGUUAUCUCUGCAGGGUUUCAGCAAAGACAAUUCUCCUCUUUUGAUACUUGGGUUCAGUUUUUAUCAAAGUCUUAUCUCCAGAUCCGCUUGUGAAACUUUUUUUUGAAAGAGAAACACAAAAACAAAGUUACACUGAUGUCAGCUCACUUAGGGUUUCAGUUACAUGUGCAGUUUCUAAUGUCGGGGACGUCCACACACCCAUGCAUUUACACCGGUUUGAAGUUACUGAGGAAAUGAAACAAGGUAAAUGAGAGCACAUAGCGUGAUGAUUGCCACUGCAGGAUGAUGUAGGAUAUAAUGUAAGGUAUGCAUCACCUAACUUCUACCCACCUGAAGCACUCUGGAUCAAAACUCUGAGUCCAAACACUCUGCGGAGGCUCUGGGGAUACAAGUUUCCUUUGAUAGGUGAAAAGAAAGUGAGUUUUUCAGGGCGUCAAGACGGUAUAUUAUGAAGGGAUAACUCUGGUUUAUUACUAUUUGGACAUUAUUUUAGUGGAUAUGGAGACUGUGGAGACUUGUUUUUUAUGUUGUGAUAACAUUGUACUCACCUGGUUAAUGACUGAGAUCUGAGAAAGCGCUAAACAUCACUCAAAUUGAUGCAGAACUGCUGCUGCUAGCAUGCUAACGGCUAACCUAGUUAACCAGGCACUCCUAGCAGUUCUCUAUUUUCUUUAAUAUUAAUAUAAUGCUGCUAAAGUUUUUUUUUUUUUUUUUUACUUCUUUUCAACAUUCAAGAAAAAAGUUUUAGAACAUGAAAAGUAUGGGCAUUGUCACAUCUAAUUAAAGUGCAACUGAUGCCAUGUAGCCUUUAUCCUGUAGGACCUGUAGCCAUGGCUAAUUUGCAGUCCUUGUACCUGGUUAGGAUUUGAGGAAAUAACACACAUAAUACAACAACACUGUAAAAUAGACAUUAACACUGAUUGUUGUGUUAGCAUGCUAAUGUUAGCACACUUUGGUUAGCGCAUAGCUUCAUGUUGCACAUAAAUUGACACAGAAUGACCACGAUCUAAAGACACUAUGUGACAUCCAAAUAAUCAGUGAGUAUGUUCUUCUUCUCUAGUCCUUGACUAAAACAACUAAAUAUACACAAGGCCGUCCCGUCCAUGUAGACACAGCCCGACAAUAGUACAGCCAGCGGAACUCGAGCUUCUCACUCAUUGUAGACAGUCACGACUCAGAGAGACAUUUACACAGCAUAUAUUUGAUUUCUGUUGUAUUUAUUUGUAAAAUGUUGCAUGUUCUUCCUUUAAAAACCAGGCACAAAGAUGAAGAAAGUGUAGAAAUCACAAGGUGUGGGUUGUGAUUUUUUUUUUUUUGCAUCGUUGACUGAUUUAAAGAAAGGUGGAUUAUUUAACGAAGAGCUCUGCCUGAUUCUGUGGGUGAUAUCUGAAAACAGUCCCUAACAUAUAAAAGAGUCGGGGGGGGGAAAACCCUGGCUGCUACUCAGAAAUUCACAAGAAAACAGGAGAAGUAAGUUAAACAGUGACAUUUUGUUGAAUUUUUUUUUUUUUUGUCUCAGUUUAACCACACUCAGAGAAUUCAGCAAUUACCUUGGUGAUUUUAAAUGUUAUUUAACCACUAAACUAAAUAAACUGGAGUUAUCCUUAAAGCUACUUCCUGGUGGAUAAUAAAGCCGUACACAAAGAUACUUGACCAUUAAAUGAAAGAGGGCUUAAUGACUCCCAAUUAUUCUACACUCUAUGUAUGUUCCUAUAUGACUCUAUGUAAAAAAAAUAUAUAUUAAAAAGUGUGUACAGACAGGUAUUUUGCAAGUAUGUCAAACUAAUGCAACAUGUACUCUACUAUCCAGCAACUUCAAAUUGGAGUGUCUGUAUAUCAGUAUAUAUAAUCCUUGCCACCACAAACACCCUAAAUAUGAAAUAUAUGCCAGAUAUAUUCACAAAUGUUACCUAACACAGUUCCUCUUUUACUCACCGUAUAGUGGUUUGUCCUCUAGUCGACUUAUAUUCAACUACAGGACCGCCUUCAGAGAAGAAUUUAGGCUGUGAGACAGUGAACACUUACAAGCUCGUACGUAUGAGAUUAAACUAUUGUUUCCCACAAUACAACCACAAGAACACUAAAGAGGAAUGGAAAAUGAAUGCCUGUGAAUUAUUAUUAAGAGAUAUAAAGUCUCUGAUUAUGAUAUUUUCUGAUCUGAUGUUUAAUUCAGUCAAGAAAGAAAGUUAUUAAAUAUGUGCAAAGUAGACGUCUACGCCGAUGAUGUUGUAGUGUUGCAUUGAAACUAAAAAUCUAAAAUUGGAGCUUUUGAGUUGAUCUUUAAAAUUUCAAAUCUGACAGCAGUUAAGUACUUUUUUUUGUUAAGAAAAGGAAACCAACAAGUGCGUUGUUUGAAGAUUGGUACCUUUUUUUUUUUUAACCCCUUCAUCAUCUUUUUCUCACAACCAAACGCAACAGAAUAUUUCCUGUUUUGUCAGAAAACAGAGGAUAUAGUUUGUGGUUUUUCAUGAGCCUGUCAUGGAGAGGGAAGAUGCUGUGCUGUGGUAAAAGUUGCCGGGAUGUUGUUAACAACCACAAACUGUUGUCUAUGAGCUGCGACGACGAGUGAACACUCCUGGUAUGAGUUCGUGUGACGUGUGCAUGUUUAUGCUGCAACACAUCUGUGCAGAAGCUGUGCUGAGGUCCGUUGUGUAAAGUUUAGAAAAGCUACAACAGGUUUUUAAAUUAUUCUUUGCUUUUUGUGUACAUGAGGCUGUAAAAAUCAAACAAAAAAAUCUGAAAUUAUCUCAUCUGUGUUUCCUUUUUUGGGUGUCUUUACAGCAGGCUCACUCUGUUUUCUCGGGACACAAAGUGAGCAAAUCCAAUCCAGUUAGAGAUUAUUUUAUCAUAAAAUUAUACUCAGAGUUACUCAGGAGACAAUGACCUGGCCGUUUCAUUUUUCUGUUACUUGUAAAGCUCCACUCUCCUACAAGUCAUUUGAGUCAGGUUGAUCUCCUGUGUACCAUGAAGCGCACACCGAGACCUCAGCACUAAUGAGCUCUCCACAACACUAAUGAGAGGUAAUGGUCUAAUCGUACUUGGUGGUACAACUCUGCUGGUAUUAAAGGACUUUACAAGUGCAACCAACAGAGGAAUAUAAAGAGUCACUUUUUCUUUCUCUCUGUCUGUAAAUAUUCCUAUAAAUAAACUGGAACUUGCACUGAAA